This is a messenger RNA of Maylandia zebra (zebra mbuna), 2717 nucleotides long. RefSeq names its product methyltransferase 4, N6-adenosine (gene mettl4). The record is from RefSeq and is a predicted model, not a curated record. Gene Ontology annotation, cellular component: cytosol; nucleus. Lineage: Eukaryota; Metazoa; Chordata; Actinopteri; Cichliformes; Cichlidae. Gene Ontology annotation, biological process: methylation. Gene Ontology annotation, molecular function: nucleic acid binding; RNA methyltransferase activity; site-specific DNA-methyltransferase (adenine-specific) activity.
CAAGUUUCGGUUUUAUUUUCAAAGAAAUAGGCUCGUUUGCGCUUACGUGUCCGGUUGCUCUCAAGCACGAGCUUAAAUCCCGUCUGGUUUCAAACAACACCCCCUUUAAUUAUGUCCGUGGUGCUCCACGGAAGCCUCGGCUGGGUUUUGGAUUCAUGCUCGCUUAUCGAUCGGGGAUAUUCGCCGUGCAUACGAUGGAGAGAGAAUCAGAAGUCAGCUCUGAAGUGUAGUUUCAAAAGGCAGUGCUUCCAGGUUUUUAAGAGCUACUAUAACGAGAAUAACAGAGCAGAUGUGGAUGCAGGGAACACGGAGGUCCUGAAAAAAACAUGCAAACCCUCAAAGAAAAGGAAACGAAAACACCAUGAACUCAACCAAGGGGAAAUUGAUUCACUGGUCUUUCACGAGAAGAUAAAGUCUGUUAUUCUGGAGGGAACCAAGUACUUGGUGGAUUCUGCACAACCGCUCGGCUAUCUGAAUGGACAGACAAACGUGGACAAAGAGCCUCUUCCUUCACAGGAGUGCAACCUCGCUGCUCUUUGUGAAAUGGCUAAAGAUCUCCCUCUGGUGGAGGAUGAGGAGCAGGAACAGGGCGCUCAGUUACUUGUUGGCGAGGAUGGCUGUACGUCUCACGUCGACUUGUUCUCUCAGGUGACAGAGAACAAGGCGGACUGGGCUACCGUGGUUACGGUGAUGGGAGAGGAGUAUGUAAUACCCCCCCACACGGCUUUCCUGCUGUCUGAUUUCACGAGGAUACAACCAUUAGUCCACUACGGAACAAGGUUCGACCUAAUCGUUAUGGAUCCACCAUGGGAAAACAAGUCUGUGAAAAGAAGUCGCAGAUACGGCUCGUUGCCCUCAUCCCAGCUAAAGCGGCUCCCUAUUCCCCUGCUGGCAUCUCCAAACUGUUUAGUGGUGACCUGGGUGACAAACCGGCCAAGCCACCUGCGUUUUGUCCGUGAUGAGCUGUAUCCACAUUGGGGCGUAGAAGUUGUGGCUGAAUGGUUCUGGGUCAAGGUCACCACAUUUGGGCAAUUUGUGUUUCCGCUAGACUCACCACACAAGAAACCAUAUGAAGUCUUUGUCCUGGGCCGAUAUCGUUGCUCUGCUGAUAUCUCAGAGAGCCCCUCAGAGACAUCAGAGGUGCCUGUGGAGGAUCAGCGUUUGAUUGUCAGUGUCCCAUCAGCUCUGCACUCUCAGAAGCCUUCGCUGUCAGAGGUACUGAAGCCAUACAUUGGAGCUGACGCCAAGUGCUUGGAGCUGUUUGCAAGAAGUCUUCAACCAGGAUGGACCAGCUGGGGCAAUGAAGUGCUCAAAUUCCAGCACGUUAGCUAUUUCAAUUUGACACCUGUAGAUGAAAAAGCAGAAGCUGAGGAUGACUGCACAGCCAAAGAAAAACAAGCACAAGGGUUCGAUUCACCUGGGAAAACCUGACCUCCUGACCGGUGUCCCUCCACUGUGAGCCUGUGACUGACCUCUGACACCUGUUAGAUCAGUAAUUUAGUUUGUAUUUAACGGUGAUUCAGCGCCAAAAUGUUUCUCUACCAGUUUCUUUUGAUCUGUGCUCGUCAUGCAUGUGGGACCUUUGAUUUCUUUUUUUUGGUCUGUGUGCAUUUUUAAGGUAGCGAAACACAAGUCUGAUGAGGCAGCUGGAGAGAUGAAAGUGCUUUUCAGUGCAGCUGUUUUGAACCCAGCUUCCCACGCUGCAAUCAGAUAAACAACACUUUUGUUUUUUUUAUUUGCCUUUUUAGUAAUGUUUGGCACAUUGUGCGUCUUAAGGAUGAUCAAAGUAUUUCUAUUUUUACUUAUUUUAUGCUGUUUUGAGCUGAAUUUCAAAGAAGAAACACUUUCAUAGUGAAUGCAUGCUGGGUUGCUUAUCCUUUAAAGUUUUUCACACGAACAAGCCACUGAUGUCUCCUUCACUCUGCCUUUUGCCCUGUCAACGGCAACCGGUUCUAUCAUUGGAUCAUUUGUCGCUGAAUCCUUCCUCAUUUUUCAAUGAAAGAUGAACUCGUCCCAUGUCACACUUCUAACCAGCUAACCUGCCUUUUCCUGUUGACUCUCUAAUGAGUUUGUUGGUGUCUGCAUUUGGAUGAACGCCGCUGUCUUUGAGACAGAACAGGAUGAGUUAUGGCCACUGCAGCAGCGUGCACAUCACAGCUAAUGAAGCCAGACUGUGUCUUCUGCAGGAUUACGUAUACAUCACCUUGUCAAGUUCUCUACCUUUGAGUCUAUAACACACACGGGCACAUUAGUGUAUUCCUUACACUGUAUGUCACAGUGGCAUCAUCCAUUUAUUUGUGAAGUCCUGUUUUGUGGAUCUUAACAUUUUAAUAGAUUGAAGUGAGUAAUAGAAGUGAGCAUGUUCGGAUAUUUGCAUAUUUGAAUAAGAGGGUGAAGUGCUGAUUUUGAAGAUGGGAUGAAUCGAUGGUGCAGGUACAUGUUGAGUAUUGCCAAGUAUGGUAGCCAUUAACUAUAGUGACCAAAGCCAGUUUUUAUAUUACGUUGUUAAAGUGCCUAUUUACCUUGUAAAGUUGGGCAUUUAAGGUUUUGUACAACGUGGGAUUAUAUGGGAACUGACUUACUUUUGGUGCAUGAACAGAUAGAAAACAUAGAAUUAGCUUUCAGAUCUGAAAAGUGAUGUCAGCAUCGAAAUGCUUUGAUCCUGCAUUGUUUUCACAUCCACCCUGGGGGAACGCCAGGCCUCGAGGGCCAGUGUC